Psylliodes chrysocephalus is the source of this 378-nucleotide messenger RNA. The record is from the annotation of a GenBank genome assembly. NCBI's taxonomy places the organism in Eukaryota, Metazoa, Arthropoda, Insecta, Coleoptera, Chrysomelidae.
AUGGACUGUAGAUCGUACAGCAUGUUUAAUGAGGAGUUCAGAAAAACUGGUUUCAAGUUUAAGCAACCCCAAAAGAAUACAUGCAAAACAUGCGAUUCUUUUGUACUCAAUUUGCAGCAGGGCAAGAAUCCAGAAGAGAAAGCGAAACAGCAAGGUAGCUAUGAGUCUCAUACAAAACUGGCCGAUGAUGUUUAUGAACAGAAACGGCCGGACAAAGAGAAUUGUAUUCGCGAUGCAAGCAGAGUUGUACUCGUUUUUGAUUUGCAGCAGAUUCUUGAUACUCCAUCCCCGACUGCUAACAUAUUUUAUAAACGCCUUUUGUCGACUUAUAACCUGAAAAUAUGGUAUGAAGCAAUUGGUGGAAGACGUUCUAAGUAA